GUAUCCUACUCGAAAAAUUUAGGAACCAUCAUGUCACACAGGAAGACAGAUGCAUGAGAGGUGAAAAAAUACACAGUAUUUUGCUCUGUAGUGAAGUCCCACGUAGUCUCGAAACUUCUUGACCAUUGAUUGCUAAAAAAAAUGACAUGACCACCAUUAAUAUGUGAAGCAUGCAUGCCAUUUGGCUCAAUGACUUCCAUUCAACGCCAAAAUGUUUAAACCUGAAAUUGCGGGUUAACUUGUGGUGUUUGGGAGGAGCCUACAAUUAAUGUCCAGUCAAAGAGAAAACAGAAAUAGACCAAAAGGAGAUCUAUAGGGAAAGAGUUCAUAGACACAGACACAGACAUCUUUUUUCUUCUGCUCUCUUUUUCCUUUUCAAUAUUCUACCAGCUGGGAAACAACAGCUCAUGAUAUAUACGGGCACUCUUGAGGAGUUCCUUUUGCAGGUUGAAGAGAAAAGUAUUGAUUACAUCUACCUUAGAACAGAACCAAAUUAAACCAGAAAACAUAGGGCCAUCGAUCCUUCCAAGAUUCUCUCUCUGUGCCUAAGGUACUUUCAAACACCUAGCUUGUUUGUUUAUAUAUUGUUUUGCAGUAUUUUUCUCAUCAUAAAAACUCACAUUUAGGAACCCUCAGAUUCUACUUGAAAGCAAUUUUUCGCAUCCGAUGUUACGAAGCUUUGAUCUCUACUGUAACCAAUAACCAUAUAUCGGCUUAAGAAAUGAACGGCGUAGUUUCUCUAUCUGGAUUCCAUGUUCAAGGAAUUGGAAUGACAACGAAGCAAUGGAAUUCAAUCGUGAAGUUUUGGGGGGGAAAAAAUUCCAUUGAUUUUCAAAACGAGAACCGAAAACGCUUGUUGUAUGAGUGUGUUUCUGUUUUACGUUGGAAGUCGACUACAUGUGCUACGGUAGGAAAUGCCUGCGCCGUUCAUCCAAAUACAUGAACAAAUGCACGUCUGUAUAUAUGCACACAAUUAGCAUGGAUGCAUGGAAGUUACCAGCAUAAGGUUCUUAACAUGAGUCGUCAUAAAAAAUAAAAAGUCCUUAAUUGACAUGUUUUUGCUCAAAUCAUUUUACGAAAAUUGACAAUACCACCCCAUUGAGCAUAUUCCAGUUCCAAUCCCCUCUACUUGGGAAACAAAGCACAAACAAGAAGCCAAGCAAUCCAUAAAAGGCCUAAAUCCAUGGCUCCAAGCAAGUUAAGAAAAGCCAUUGGAGCAGUUAAGGACACAACAAGCAUAGGCCUGGCCAAAGUCGGCAGCAACUCUGACCUUGCCGACCUCGAUGUUGCCAUCGUGAAGGCCACCCGCCAUGAAGAGUACCCUGCAGAUGAGCGGCACAUCCGGGAGAUACUCGGCGUCGCAUCCUGCUCACGGGCUCACAUCGGUGGGUGCGUCGCCGCCAUCUCCCACCGCCUUAACAAGACCAAGAACUGGGUAGUGGCGCUCAAGACCCUCAUCCUGGUCCAACGGCUGCUCAACGAAGGGGACCCAACGUUCGAGCAGGAGGCCUUCUUCACCACGAGGCGCGGGACCCGCCUCCUCAACAUGUCGGACUUCCGCGACACGCGGAGGAAGGACUCGUGGGACUACUCAGCCUUUGUGCGCACGUAUGCGCUGUACCUCGACGAGCAACUGGAGUACAGGAUGCAGAACAGGAGAGGGAGGCGUAUCGUGUACGGUGAAAACGAAGACGAGGGGGUUCCAGCACCGGUGAGAUCCACGCCGGUGUGCGACAUGAGGAACGAGCGUCUUUUCUCUAGAGUCCAUCAUCUGAUGCAGCUCUUGGAGCGGUUUUUAGCAUGCCGCCCAACAGGUUCAGCAAAGCAUAACAGGGUUGUGCUCAUGGCACUAUAUCCUAUAGUGAAAGAAAGCUUUCAAAUAUACUAUGACAUAGCAGAAAUACUGAGUAUCCUAGUCGACCGGUUCGUGGCACUAGAAAUUGCUGAUUGCGAGAAGGCAUAUGAGAUCUUCAGCCGUGUAUCAAAGCAGUUUGAAGAGCUCGAUGAGUUCUAUGUCUUGUGCAAGAGCGUUGCGAUUGCGCGCUCUUCUGAAUACCCGGAAGUUGAAAAAAUAGCACAACAAAGACUGGUUGUUAUGGAUGAUUACAUAAGACAAAAGUCCACGCCUGCACCUAACAAGAAGGUAGUUUACCUGGAACAAAGGCAUGAAACAGAGGAAGAGGACAAGUCAAGGAUUGUUGUAGUUGAAGAGGACAUGAACGCGAUUAAGGCGUUACCACCGCCUGAAGGAUUUGCAGAGGAGCUGGAGAAAGAGGAGAAGGAAGAGGCGAAGGAGGAGUUAGAAAAGAAGGAUAGCACUGCUGAAAAAGAAGCCGAUUUGUUGAACUUGGCAGAAGAUAUGGUGACAAGCAAAGAACAUGGAGAUAAAUUGGCUUUAGCCUUGUUUGACGAUGGUGCACGGACAACUGUUCCUCAGACGACAACCACAACAACUGCAUGGGAAGCCUUCAAAGAUACAAGCAACUGGGAGACAGCACUUGUUGAAUCCACAACCCAUUUGUCGGACCAGAAACCAUCUCUUCCCGGUGGUUUUGAUACAGUGCUACUUGAUGGGAUGUACCAACAAGGAGCAAUAAACCAGGCAAUGGCUUCGCCAGUUUACGCAGCCACAGGAAGUGCUAGCAGCAUUGCAUUUGGGUCUGCCGGAAGGCCGGCGAUGCUGGCGCUACCGGCACCUGUGACUGCAAGCGGAGGCAGCGCAGCUGCUAUAGGGUGUGCCGACCCUUUUUCCGCCUCCCUCCCAGUGCCGCCACCGUCGUACGUACAGAUGUCAGAGAUGGAGAAAAAACAGAGGUUGUUAAUGGAGGAGCAGCUAAUGUGGCAGCAAUAUGCAAGGGAUGGGAUGCCAGGGCAGGUUGGGUUGACAAAGGUGCAACCAAAACCCUAUCCUUACAACAUAGGAGGCUACACGAGCUCAUAUUGAAACUUUGUAAAAUAGGAACAACAGUUACAGGUCAUAUGCUGAAUACUUUCAGUUUGAACAUAACAUGAAAUAAUCACCAGAUAGUCAUGUGAGAUUGAUCCAUAAUAUCACAAACCUUUACAGAAUAGGAGUUCAUUGGCAGGUAUUUAUUGUACAGUGAAGGUGGAGAUUAGCAAUAUUUUUUACUGUUGACAACUACAUAUUGUUAAUAAGCAUCAGUAAUAAUAGUGUUUUAACAUUGUGAAGAACAGAAAACCUCUACAAAUGAUGGAGAUCGGUACCUUCUGCACUUUGGCCCCACUUAGCAUUGCUACUGCAUCUGUCAGAAAAAGAACCAUCAUACAUGUAUCUCCCUAUCCAUUGUCGUGGUUUUGUAUUAGCGUAGGAUUUACACAAAGUUUGGGCUGAAGAUGAGUCCGAAUUUGUUGUUAUUCACGAGAGUAAUUCUGUCCAAGGCUCUAAGCCUGUAAAACACAUUUGUCCAAGUUUGGCAGCCCAACUUCCGGAUGCUUCUUUUUUGAUACACCCAAUGUCAUGCCAACAGCAACCAAGGUCUCGAGUGAUCUUGCACUAUUCACCAAGAGGUCUUCAUCUAUCUUUAUUGAAUCCUGCAGAAUUUCCAAAAAUUGGGCCAGUAAUCCAGUAGUCAAUAGAUAAAUAACGAAAUCUCUGCAGAGAUAUGUAUAACAUCGGUUUCAUAAGGGCAAUAUUGGUUUUGAAAGAGUUUUCUUCCCGGCUAUUUCUUUUAUCAUAGCCAGAUAGCCAUCAACCUGACGAGACAAAAUCACAAACUCUUAAUCUGCGCACAUGUUAAUGAUGCAAAGAAGCAAAACAAGAAUCCAUCUAAGAGCUUCUCCAGCAGCACUUAAAUGCCCUGCUAAUGCCAAAAGUUGGCAUGAACCUCAAGAAUGAGUUGUCCGAUAGCUAGCUAUAAAAAUUGCAAAUUUUGGCAAUUGGUAAAGCUUGUGCAAGCUUGUGCAAUUUUUUCCCAAGAUUUACCAAUUGCCAAAAUUUGGCAAUCCUCUUUGUCUCUGACUCUCUCUGUCUCUCACCAUGGAUUCAGGGAACCCACGCCUAGCAUUUGCAUUUGGUAUUUUGCGACAAAACUGAAAGCUAUGCUGCAUGGAUACUUCGCUGGAGGUCAUGUAUCAGUAUCGGACACUUGGCAGACACUGACACUCUCUGGACAAAUGUUUGACACCCAAAUAAGAAGUGUCCUAUAUUUUUCUCAAAUUUUUUUGGACACCCUGAGACACUCUGGAGCAGGCUAGGACACUCUAUUGACACUCUCAGAACACACGGUCUUCUUUUUGUGUGAUACUGAUGGUUGAUUGAUUAUAAAAACACGUCUGAGUGAUAAAACAUCUUUUCUUGAAAUACUGUAGUGAUUAACGUUUUGAUACAUGUGGAGAACUGGAUAUAUGGUAUUUAAAAUUGUAGUAAGAGGCUUGUAUUAUUUUUGUUUGUAAUCAUAUAUUUCACAUAUAUGUUCCUAAGCGUGUCCUCCACAUGUCGUGUCCUCCAAUUUUCAGAGAUUUACAUGUCUGAGUGCCGGUGGCGUGUCCAUGUCAAUGCCUACAUGGAGCAAAAGAAAUCAAGAUCUCAUUUUUCGGUCAAGAGAAAAAAAGAAUGUCGUGUUUUAUCUUCCAAGACAGCAAGAAUGAGGAACAAUCUAGAUUUUAAGCACCACCAUUUUCAACCAUGCAGAUGACAAGACCUAUAUGCAUUACCCUUUUCCCCACAUCUAGGGUUGUCUCUGUACAAGAAUAUUAAUAUCAUGCAUAUCAAGUGCCCAAUGUUAUUUCUUCCCAGACAUGACAUGAAGUACAAAGAAGAUUUGAUUAUAUUCAGAUUAUGCCCCAAUUCAAGAUAAUUAAUUAGGUACUGACCUUUUCAAACACACAGAUGACAGUACUUCCUCCAAAUGAGAAAUAUCCGAACUGUAAUUCAGUAAAUGAAGGUGAAAUGAAUCCCUUUGAGAAAUUAAACUGCAGGAAUGAA
Molecule: messenger RNA, 4945 nt
Organism: Rhododendron vialii
Lineage: Eukaryota; Viridiplantae; Streptophyta; Magnoliopsida; Ericales; Ericaceae
Product: putative clathrin assembly protein At4g02650
Exons: 2
Coding region: 1184-2944 (586 amino acids)
Biological process (GO): clathrin-dependent endocytosis; vesicle budding from membrane; clathrin coat assembly
Cellular component (GO): clathrin-coated pit; clathrin-coated vesicle
Molecular function (GO): clathrin heavy chain binding; 1-phosphatidylinositol binding; phosphatidylinositol-4,5-bisphosphate binding
Source: RefSeq, a predicted model, not a curated record